AUGGAGUUCACUGGAAGCAGUUACAAAGGAGGUAUGAAAGAUGGCAGGAUGCAUGGAGAAGGAGAGUACACCUUCGCCAAUGCCACUAAGUAUGUUGGAGAAAUGAAAGAUGGGAUGUUUCAUGGCAAAGGAGAGAUGAUCUUUGUAAGUGGAAGCAAGUAUGAAGCCACGUGGGAAAACGGCAUAGCUAAACAGGGCUCACUUACCUUUGCUGAUGGUCUUAAGUACGAGGAGAACAACUGGGAUUACUGCACUGUUAAUGACCGGCGUUUCUACAGCGAAAGGUGCAACGGAUUCAGACCAGCAGGAGAAUCUCAGUUGUCUAACAUACAUCCACCACCAGCCAUUCCUGUUGGGUGUUAUGAUUGUGCAGAUGGUUUUUAUGACCCCAAGACCAGAGUCAUCACUUCUUACUCUGGGACGUACCUCAGGCGUGCAGAUAACUCUGAGCAUGAGUGGAUUGUGACGACCUGCAGGAAAGGAUAAGUUGUUGGUGUUAAUCCUGCAACC
Molecule: messenger RNA, 510 nt
Organism: Nematolebias whitei (Rio pearlfish)
Lineage: Eukaryota; Metazoa; Chordata; Actinopteri; Cyprinodontiformes; Rivulidae
Gene: morn5
Product: MORN repeat containing 5
Exons: 5
Coding region: 1-486 (161 amino acids)
Source: RefSeq, a predicted model, not a curated record